Molecule: messenger RNA, 900 nt
Organism: Lactuca virosa
Lineage: Eukaryota; Viridiplantae; Streptophyta; Magnoliopsida; Asterales; Asteraceae
Source: the annotation of a GenBank genome assembly
AUGUGGACUCCAAGAAGUUUUGGUCAGGAUUCUUCUCGAAAGCAUGUGGUUGCCCCUAAGGGUUCAUCACAACCUAAGACGGGAGGAUCACCAGAUCACUCAAAGGGAUCUUUUGCUAAUGUGAUGAGAGGUGGAAUUGUGCAGAAUAACAACCUAAAUGGCUCUUUGGUGUUGGAGGGGAAAGAAAUCUCAAAUGAUUUGGCUUUGAAGCCAUCUGUCUUUUGUCAGGUGAAGAAUGUGAAGCUUAUUCCUAAACUUUUGGUGUUAUUGAAAGAAGAAGGUUUUCAUGAGAUACAACUUAGAUAUUUGGGAGGUGACUGGGUAUAUGUGGUGUUUGAUUCAGAGUUAGUUUGUUCGAAAUCUAAGAAGGUUGCUGCUCUUCGAGCUUAUUUCUCUAACUUUCGCCCGGUGGUAAAUGGUUUUAAAGUAUUGGAAAGGGUAAUUUGGAUUGAAAUCCUUGGGUUACCUUGUUGUGCUUGGAAUAAUGUUGAUGUGUCUAAACUGGCGGGUCGUUGGGGUGAUGUAUGUUUUUUGGAAGACGAUAUUCAAGCACCAUUGGCAGUUAAAAGAAUUUGUAUUAAGACUCUUAAACCUUCUCUAAUUCAUGACAAGAUUAGUGUGGUGGUCCUAGGGAUUUCAUACGAGCUUGUUGUUAGAGAAUUAGCUAAUUGGGAACCUGAUAUUGUGUGUAAUGAUGAUAUAUUGGACCGUGAAAUGCCUAAUCUCUCAGGUGAUUCAGAUAAUGAGGAACUUGAAUGUGAUGUUAAUGAUGGUGAGUACACUCUUGUUGGAAAUAAUCAAGAUAAUGUUGAUGAAUUCCUCCAUGAUUUUUCGAAUGACAAGGAAAGAGGAGCGGGAUUUGUGGAUAGAAGGGGUCGUUUUUUUUCAAACAAAUUGUAA